Molecule: messenger RNA, 5099 nt
Organism: Ochlerotatus camptorhynchus
Lineage: Eukaryota; Metazoa; Arthropoda; Insecta; Diptera; Culicidae
Gene: Gapvd1
Product: GTPase activating protein and VPS9 domains 1
Exons: 9
Coding region: 193-4989 (1598 amino acids)
Biological process (GO): vesicle-mediated transport; regulation of GTPase activity
Cellular component (GO): endocytic vesicle; cytosol
Molecular function (GO): small GTPase binding; guanyl-nucleotide exchange factor activity
Source: RefSeq, a predicted model, not a curated record
UUACAGAAUUGUAUAAAUUAGCUAUAAAGUUUUGAUUGCGUAGGAAACCAAUGUCAAAUAGCUCAUCGUAUGCAAACAAAGAGUAUUGUAUCAUCAGACUUACUAUAUUUUGGAUUUUGGGCUUUAUUCAAAUGUAAUUCUGAAUUUACUUUUCAUUUCAAUAUUCGCAUAGAGUUGACAACAUCUUAAAGAAUGCAACCAACAAGUGGAGAACGCUUCUCGGGCAUUGUGAAUAUGGCUAAAGCAUUACGAAGGGAACAUCUGUUUAUAUUGCACGAACAAAACUGCUUUGCAAGUUUACAUGAAGAGUACGAUCAGAACUCUUGUGAAGCUUUACAGAUUUCAUGGACUUGUGCACGUCAACGUCAGAUCUUGAACAAUCUAAUUUUAGCCAAACCAGAGUCAGGGCCUUCAGUUUCUUGCCAAAGAGUUAAAUUGCUUGAAAAUAGUUAUUUCAUACAUAUUCAUCAAUGCAGGUUCAUAAAAUACCCGCAAAUUGUUGGGACGAUUGAGCUCUUGAACUAUCUAUACGCAAAUCCUACAGUUUUAGCAAACAUCCUUUCGUUUGCAGAUCGCUGUGGUAUCACACAAGAUAAAACAGAUCCUGUCAUUACAUUCAUUGUAAAUGGUUUGUAUCGGAGUGCAAUGUAUCCAAAAGAUGCGGAAAUGGUGAUUAAAGUUCUUCAAGUACUGAUUGAAACGCAAAUUGCAAAAAGUGAUAACCCCAGAAGAUUGCUUCGUGUCGGCUCAUCGUCAUUCACGCGAUUGUAUCAAAAGUAUCACGAAUCUACCUUCGCGCCGAAAAUAUUUUUAAAAGCGAUUCUCUUCGAACCGAUAAUGUCUGUUCUAACGGAUGAUGAACGGAAAUGGGAAGUUGAUCCUUUGAAAAUUAUAUCUGUUCAAAGCGCUUCUGAAAAUGAGAAGAUGUUUGGCGAAGAAUCGUCACCCGAAUAUUUGAAAAAUCUGCAACGAUAUAGGAAGGACACAGUUGAUCGUUUGUAUACACAUGUAUCAAAUUUCAUUAAAUCGUUCAGUGAUAACUGGUGCUUAUUUCCAUCAACAUUACGUUGGCUGUGUCAAUCUAUGAACCAUCUUCUCAAGCCGGCAAAUUUAUCGAAAGAGGAUAUACACAUAAUAUUAACAGACUUGAUAUUUACUAAUUUUAUCUGCCCCGCAAUUUUAAGUCCAAACAUUCAUGGUAUAACUGAUGCUCCAUUAUCAGAAAAUACUCGCUUCAAUCUAGUACAAAUUGGACAGGUGAUUCAAACUUUAGCACUUUUCGAAAUACAACCUAUUGAUGAUAAACUGAAGGAUUUAUAUGAUAAAUUUGAAAACAACUGUAUAAGAGUGCUCCUUAAUCAACUUCAUUAUGAAUCAUUCUCCAAGAGUUUUGAAAGCAAUAAUAAACUGCAAUAUCAAAAUUUGCUGAACAAUAAAUUAGUUCUCGCAUCAAAUGAUGAAUUAAAAACAUUGAUAAGCUUGCUUAAAGAAACAAUGGAGCAUGAAAUUGAAGCAUUCUCUCCAGAAGAAAGCUGCAAAUUGAAACAAAUUGUAGAUCAGUUACCAAAUCUGACGGAAAUCAAUCAACAUACUGCAACUUCAAUGAUUGAUUCGGUGCUCCCCAACUAUACGAAAAAGACUAAAUCAACAAUCAAACCGCAAGUUUCUAAAUCAAAGAGUAUGAAUACUUCACCAACACAAAUGAACUCUGGAGUCGAGAAUAUCCCGAACCCAUGUAACAAUAACAAUGUUGCAGAAGUUGUGCUUAUAAUACCUCUAGCGAUGAAGGAGGGAAAAAUGUUAAAUGAAGACGAGUUUAUUAAUAAUAUGUCUGAUGAAAUUUCAACCACCCCGUUGCAAAUAAAUUUUAAAGAAGAUCAUAAUACAUUAGAAAGUGGAAGAAAGAAUGAUGGCGAUAAACUCAAUAAUUAUUCGCUGGCUCAAGACGACGCAUCCAUUGGAAACACAUCAGAUAAUCUCGAAGCUGUAAGUGAAGCUCAUAGCAACCAUUCAGUGGCAAGUUCUCUUGAACUAGAGGAAACAGAUCAAAAUGACAACGACAAUCUCUCGGAUAUGAUAUCGGCGAAUGUUUCUGGAAGGGGAACUCCCAACAUUUCAGGACGUGAUACUCCUUCUUCACAAGUUACGGAAGGAGGAGGAGAAGCACAGCAUUUUACAACACCUCAAAUGACGAAAAUUUUAAAUAAAACUCGUUCAGAUAUAGAAGACAAGUUUUGCAAAUUUGAAAUUAAGAAAUUGAUGGAGGGAGAUGAAACCAUAUCAAUAAUUUCCGAUACAUGGAGUACAGAUGUGUUGGCUUCUGAUUCAGAACCAAUUGAAGUAAGUGAGAGAAACUUCUCGACUCCUCUCAUACCUACAACUCCUCUAAUGCCAGGCGAUCAUAAUUACAACCCUAUAACAAACUCCUUCGGACAGAUGCGCCUAAAUAAUGUAGACUCCGAAACUCAGUCUGAAUCAGCUUGGAGUACUGAUGCAGUAAUGGAUACUGACGACAACAGUGUAACAACGCGUAGUGAUAUAGCUGAAUCAGUAGUGAGAGACCGAGACUUGCAAAUAGUUUCAAGAAACAACUCCCUAGACUCCUCACUUUACUGCCCGAAGACACUGAGUUUUCGUGGAUCUCAUACAAGUCUAUUGCAAAACUCCUACAAUGACAAUGGUGUCACCAAUUGUUUACAUCCAAUUGUUUUACCUGUCCGUCAAAGUUCUACAGAAAGCUAUCAUUCGACUAAUGGCUCGGAACACAAUAAACCAUCUAAUGGAAGUGGUAUGAAUGAGCACAACAUACAAAAUAAUACAAUCGAAACGAUGGGCUAUUUAGAAUCUCAUACGAGUACAGAUACGAAUUGUAAUAUUGCCGAGUGUGUUGAUAGUAAUGAUUCAGCAACCGCAAUAGAUGUCAAUCAUAAAAACGGCUGUGUACACGCUAGCAUGAAGUCAACGAAUCCAUUCUCUGACCUGGAUUGCAUAUUCCCAUCAUCCAAUAAUAAUAAUAAUAAGAAUAAUAAUAAUAAUAACAAUAAUCAUUUGAGCAGCACCUCAAUCCUCCAGCAUACUCUUGAUUAUGUUCCCAAUAAUGGUGAUGAAGAACUGUCAGUUGAACAUCGACGUCUGUCGUCAGAACAACGCAACGCGAAAUUUGAUUCGCGCAGAAACGGAAUGAUAGAUAUUUUGGGUAAUUUCUCUAACUCAUUCAGCUUUUCCCAACUAAGGGAUAAGGAUAUAUCGUAUUCGCUUCCAAUUACUUCACUCAAACUUCCUGAUGAUUUCAAAACUGGUGGUGCAUCGAGCAUGGUGGUUGAAUCAAGCAGUUUCUUAUCGAACAGAGCUUCUAAUUGUCUGAAAAUAGUAAAUAAACAAUCCCAUGCAAAUUUUAAUAGUGCAGAAGUGAUUGGAACGGAAAAACAACGCCAGCAGGACAGUGAACUGAAACAAUCAUGUUCCAAUACUUCCGCUUCGAAAUACAAUGCGAAGGCGACUGGAACAAUUCCAAAGAGUAUUAGCUUCGAUUCUUCAGCCGACAAAACAAAUCGCAAUGAUUCCGCUGUAAACAGUCCACCGGGAGCCUCUCGCUUUUCUGAUGGUUUAAAAACUAAUCCCGGGUUUUUCACAAAAAUCAAACUUGGGUUCAAAAAUCGUCGUAAUGUAAGCGUCAAUAACAAAUCGCGUUUCAGUUACACAAAUAACGGACAAAUUUGUGCCGUUUCCGUUCCACAUAACAAUGGUAUGGAUUGUACGAAUGAUACAAGUGAAGACAUCCUCGCCAAAUAUCGCCGAAAAACGUCUACUUCCAGUGAUGCAGCCACAACUGAUACAACAAGCAAAAUGUUUAGCUCAAGUAAGAGUAAAAAUGGAGACUGCGAUCUCAGGAAAAGCUUAGAACAAACAUCAACUGAGAAUUCUGUCAGUUUAUCUACUAUAAAGAGAAAGCUUCGAGUUAUACUAUCCAGCAUGGAGGUUUUUUCAUGUGAUUUCGAAAAUUUCGACACUGAUUCUUCAACACCAUUACUAAUCUAUCUACGGAUACUACAAGCACAGGCUCUAAAUAAUAAUAAUUUACAACAGCUAGCAGGUGUUUCCGAGCUUUUCCGUUGCAUUCAAUCCAUUGAUAUGGAAUCCCAAGAAGUAUUAUUGAAGGAGCUGCAUAACGACAUAUUGGUUCGGAAAUCCUACAUUCAAUAUUUGAUGGAUUGUCGACAGACAUUGUUAUCUGCAAUUGAUAACGUAGAAACACUUAAGGAACAUCUUAAACUUGACAGCCAACUAUCGAUACAUCAUAUCAUUAUGACAUGUGUUAAUAUGUUUCUGGAUAAAAGGGAACAAAGUGUACAGAAGUUUCAUAAUGAAUUCGUGCAGUUAACAGUGGCAGACGAGAAAAAUGACUUAUUGCAUGUAUUUUUGAAAACAUUAAUGGAUGAACUUCGGACAGAUACUGUGCUGAGAUGCAUGACCGAAUGGCAAACUUCGGAGGCCGAAAAUUGUGCAGAAAGUAUACUGCUGCAUAGGCUUUACCAGUUUGUUAUGUUUCCCAAUGAUGACGGCGACAUUUCCCGCGAUCUGGUUUUAUAUGUACAUAUAAACAAACUAUCAAAGUCGAUCACACCUGAUCAUUCUCAGUUACGCAUCUCGGGUACAUAUCUGAAUGAAGCUCCAUGGCCGUUUGCGCAAAGGCAGUUAUCAUUUAUUUCGGCAUACAGAACUCCACAGGAUAAAGUCAACUGCGUUAUCAAGUGCAUCAAAAGUCUUCUUAGUCUGCUGUCAAUAGGGUCCGAGAAACCAGUUGCUGCGGACGAUAUUAUACCUGUUUUAAUAUAUGUUAUUGUAAAGACCAACCCUCCACAUUUGUUAUCAACAAUCGAAUAUGUUAACUGUUUUAUCGGUGAAAAAUUAUUUGGAGAGAACGAAUAUUGGUGGACACAAUUCUGCUCAGCAAUUACCUUUAUCAAAACUAUGGAUUAUAGCGAAUAACAAGCAUGCAUGUAUAUUGGUAGCAUGGAACAAAAGGCGAUCAAAAAAGAGAAAUGUAUAUAGUGGAAAUAAUAUAUAAUAUGUAACUAAUACCCUCAGAGCGUUAUUGU